UUUUUUUUUUCUUAAGCUUCCUCAAAGGUAAAAAAAAAAAAACUGCUGCUGGAGGUCAGAGGUCAUGUCACGUGUUGUUAGUUGGUCAGGAAACAACAGCAAGGCACCAAAAUGUGAAUAUUUUUUUAUUUUUUUUUAACUAAAGUUGUAUUUUCAUCUAUAUCAGUGUGACGGUCAUUAGUUUUUGGUCUCAGUCAGACCCUCUGUGGUGGUCUUAGGUAUUCUUGGUGAGAUGAUUUCUGCUGUAUGGAUGAAGGUUGUUUCAUGUAGACUUUUAUUGUGAAGGCUGCCUGGCGGGCCGUGCUUUUACUGUGAAGGGCUUGCCUGACGGUUCCCUUUCGGGGUGAGACUCACUUCCGGGUUGAGUGUGCAGUCUCAGCAUAGACCAUUUGGUGGAUGGGGUGUGGGCGAGUAUGUUGUGGCCGAAGACAGUCGAAAAUAAUAAUAAAAGUACCUCCCUCAUCUCUUUUUUUCUGAUGUCAAGGAUGGUAAACUGUUUUUUUUGGGGGGGGGAGCUAGUUGUUCCUAAGGCCGCUUUGUGACGUGCUGGUUCUAAAUGGUUUCGGCUGACACCCCCGUCCUCCGAAUGGUUUGUGCCGACACACACAGCCCGUGAGGUCGUCUCGGUACGGCGGCUCGGAGGACUCAGACCGCUCGCGCUGCAGACGAUGGGAGACGUUGUGUGUGAAGAACUGGAAGAUUUAGUUCAUUUUUCAGUGCACGACCUGCCAGCACGAGGAUAUGUCGUCAUGGAGGAAAUACGACGUCAGGGGAAACUCUGUGACGUCACCCUUAAGGUCGGCGAUCAUAAGUUCAGUGCUCACCGGAUUGUUCUGGCUGCUUCUAUCCCAUACUUUCACGCCAUGUUCACCAACGACAUGGUGGAGUGUAAACAGGAUGAGAUCCUCAUGCAGGGGAUGGACCCCAGCGCUCUGGAGGCUCUGAUUAACUUUGCAUACAGCGGUCAUGUGGCCAUCGACCAGCAGAACGUUCAGUCUCUCCUCAUUGGCUCCAGCUUCCUGCAGCUUCAGAACGUGAAGGACGCCUGCUGCUCCUUCCUGCAGGACAGAUUACACCCGAAGAACUGCCUGGGUGUGCGUCAGUUCGCAGAGACCAUGAUGUGCACGACGCUCUACGACUCAGCCAACAGUUUCCUGCACCAGCACUUUGUGGAGGUGUCGCUGUCAGAGGAGUUCCUCAGCCUGAGGACUGAGGACGUGCUGGAAUUGGUCGGCUGUGAUGAACUGAACAUAAAGGCAGAGGAGCAGGUGUUCGAGGCAGCCUUGGCAUGGGUGUAUCAUGACCAAGACCGUCGAAAGUCUCUGCUGCCGGAACUGCUCUCAAAAAUCCGGCUGCCGCUGUGCCGACCUCAGUUCCUGUCAGACUGCGUCCAACAGGACGAUCUUGUCCGCUGCUGUCACAAAUGCAGAGAUCUGGUGGAUGAGGCCAAAGACUUCCAUUUGAUGCCAGAGCGCCGUCCCCACCUUCCAGCCUUUAAGACCAGGCAGCGCUGCUGUACGUCCAUCACAGGACUCAUCUAUGCCGUGGGAGGACUCAACAGUUCUGGUGACUCCCUGAAUGUGGUCGAAGUCUUUGAUCCAAUUGCAAACUUCUGGGAGCGCUGCCAGCCUAUGAAGACGGAAAGGAGCCGAGUGGGUGUGGCCGUCGUGAACGGGCUGCUGUAUGCCAUUGGCGGAUACGAUGGCCAGUCGCGGCUCAGCACUGUGGAGGUGUACAACCCAGAGACGGACAGCUGGACAAGAGUUUCUAGCAUGAACAGCCAGCGCAGUGCCAUGGGAACUGUUGUGAUUGACGGUCACAUCUACGUGUGCGGUGGCUACGACGGCAAGUCGUCUCUGAGCUCGGUGGAGCGCUACUCUCCGGACAUGGACAGGUGGACGGUGGUGAUGGAGAUGAGCGCGAGCCGCAGUGCCGCUGGCGUGACGGUCUUUGACGGCCGCAUCUUUGUGUCAGGCGGCCAUGACGGUCUGCAGAUCUUCAACACUGUGGAGUACUACAACCACUACACCGACCGCUGGCACCCUGCACCCGCCAUGCUGAACAAGCGCUGCCGUCACGGCACUGCGGCGCUUGGUAGCCACAUGUACGUGGUGGGAGGUUAUGACGGCUCUGGCUUUCUCAGCGGGGCUGAAGUUUUCAGCUCAGUGUCCAGACAGUGGAGCCACCUGGUGGCCAUGAACACACGACGCAGCCGAGUGUCACUGGUGGCAACAUCGGGCAGACUUUAUGCUGUGGGCGGCUAUGAUGGCCAGUCCAAUCUCAGUUCUGUGGAAAUGUACAACCUGGACACCAACCGCUGGACAUUCAUGGCACCCAUGAUUUGCCAUGAAGGCGGGGUUGGCGUGGGGUGUAUACCGCUGCAACCUGCCUAAAGCAGCUAAUCAGAGGCCCAGAUUUAUUGUGGCAUUCCAAACUGUUGGUAAAACUCUGAGAUGGGAGCCUCCUUAAAGGUCCCACGAUUCAAGCUUUAAUGGUACAACGUCCAGCGUGACCUGCGGACUGACGCCUGGCCCGUGGUAUUAUGGGAAAAAUGAUAGCAUUGGCCAGAAUGGCACUUUGACUGAUCCGUGUUGAAAGAUCAGUUUUAUACUUGAUAAAAAAAUGACUCAUGGGGACCAAAACAAAGCCUGCUCACUUGAAACCAUGUCGGAGCUUAACGGCACCGUGAAAACAGGAAGCGAGCGGUGAAAUCGACUGUCGCAGGUUUCGUUUGUACAGUGUGAUCUGGAGCGGACCGCAGGUUUUUCAUUCCAGCAGGUGAUGUCACUGAUGAACCCCAUCCUGAGCAGAGGGGAGGAGUUUAACAGUGACAUCACGUGGUGCAGUUCAAAGCUGAACAGAUAGGGGGCGCUCACACAAUGAGCAGGUCAUCAUAAUCAAGGGCUGUUCUGCUUUUCAGAGGAAAGACAUUUGUGUGACGUCCAGUCACAUCAGAUGCUGAUAUGCUGCCACAUUAGCUAACUGUGUUAAAAUCCUCAUAUUGUUCCGAAAACUGUAAGACGAGAUUUGGAUAAAUGGAUCCACUGACUAACAGUAAUUUAUGUCCGUAGCUUAGCCCAAGCAGCUAGCCCCAAUAGGAGGAGGAGCUUGUUUGUAGUCAGAUGUAAAUCGUAAUGAUUUUCAAAAGUAAUUUAAUCUUGCAGUACCAAUAAAAACUAUU
Molecule: messenger RNA, 3181 nt
Organism: Thalassophryne amazonica
Lineage: Eukaryota; Metazoa; Chordata; Actinopteri; Batrachoidiformes; Batrachoididae
Gene: klhl18
Product: kelch-like family member 18
Exons: 10
Coding region: 669-2393 (574 amino acids)
Molecular function (GO): protein binding
Source: RefSeq, a predicted model, not a curated record